ACCAAAUUCCUCAGCGCUUUCUCGCUCUCCAUUAAGGCCAGAACUCCGGGGGUGGGGAAACAGCCCUGGUUUCCCCGCCGCACCAUAUCUGGUGGUCGUUUCCACAGCUCUGCGAAGGGGAACCUGUGAAAGCAAGCUGCCAGACCCCACCUCGAAGCCCCAACAGCUCCCUAAGUUCAGAGACCCUUUAGUUUCAGCGUCUCUCUCCCUCCCUCCCUCCCUCCACCCCGCCUCUAAACAUGUCCACGGGCUCCCUCAGCGAUGUUGAAGACCUUCAGGAGGUAGAGAUGCUGGAAUGUGACACCCUGAAGGUGGACUCCAGCAAGGAGUUUGUGACUUCCAACGAGAGCAACGAAGAGGGCUCUAACUGCGAGAACGGGUCUCCACAGAAGGGUCGCGGAGGCCUGGGCAAGAGGAGGAAGGCGCCCACCAAGAAGAGCCCCCUGAGCGGGGUCAGCCAGGAGGGGAAGCAGGUCCAGCGCAACGCGGCCAACGCGCGCGAGCGGGCCCGCAUGCGAGUCCUGAGCAAGGCCUUCUCCAGGCUCAAGACCACCCUGCCCUGGGUGCCCCCGGACACCAAGCUCUCCAAGCUGGACACGCUUCGGCUGGCCUCCAGCUACAUCGCGCACUUGAGGCAGAUCCUGGCCAACGACAAGUACGAGAACGGCUACAUUCACCCGGUCAACCUGACCUGGCCCUUUAUGGUGGCCGGCAAGCCCGAGAGUGACCUGAAGGAAGUGGUGACCGCGAGCCGCCUGUGUGGAACCACGGCGUCCUGACCUUGGAGCUGCCAGUCUGGGAACCGUGCGCUCCGGGGGGCAGCGGGCCGGCGAGGGUGACGACCCCUGCCCUCCCCUCCCCGUCUCUGCUGCCGCCGCCUUGCAACGCUCCUCUCCCCAUCCCGCCCUGCGAGAACACUUACCGCGACGAGGAGAUUUGUUUCCAAACCAAAAAACGACCAACUGUACUUAACGGAUCCCCGUCUAUUUAACGUGAUUAACUUCUGCCAUGACAGACUGCGAGCCUGGCUGGUCCAAGUGCAAUAUGUAAUUAUAUAUUAUAUAUAUAAAUCGAUAAUGAGAGCCUAUCAAUGUGUACCUUUUGUACAGUAUGUUGUAAAAUGUAGAUCAUAGAAUAGCUGACUUUGACAGUCACAUUUAUAAAGUAAGUCACCCAAAGAAAUAUAUUUUUUUUCAAACAGGUUUUGCUACUUCCGAAAAUAAAUCUUUCUUUAUAUUGCUAAAAA
Messenger RNA from Meriones unguiculatus (Mongolian gerbil), 1246 nucleotides. It is a transcript of the gene Tcf21, whose product is annotated as transcription factor 21. Gene Ontology annotation, biological process: developmental process; regulation of transcription by RNA polymerase II. The record is from RefSeq and is a predicted model, not a curated record. Lineage: Eukaryota; Metazoa; Chordata; Mammalia; Rodentia; Muridae. Bases 240 to 779 code for a protein of 179 amino acids. The transcript has 2 exons. Gene Ontology annotation, molecular function: DNA-binding transcription factor activity, RNA polymerase II-specific; protein dimerization activity; RNA polymerase II transcription regulatory region sequence-specific DNA binding.